GCGUGUAAUGAAUUCACCACACAUGUGAUGAACCUCCUCAGAGAACAGAGCCGGACACGUCCCAUUUCUCCCAAGGAGAUCGAAAGGAUGGUGGGCAUCAUCCAUCGAAAAUUCAGUUCCAUCCAGAUGCAGCUCAAACAAAGUACUUGCGAAGCAGUAAUGAUCUUAAGAUCGAGGUUCCUCGAUGCCAGACGGAAAAGGCGUAACUUCAGUAAACAAGCCACAGAAAUCUUGAACGAGUAUUUUUACUCCCACCUCAGUAACCCCUACCCCAGUGAAGAAGCCAAAGAAGAGCUGGCAAAGAAAUGCAGCAUCACGGUAUCGCAGGUGUCCAACUGGUUUGGCAAUAAGAGAAUCAGGUACAAGAAGAACAUUGGGAAGUUCCAGGAAGAAGCCAACCUCUACGCGGCAAAGACGGCUGUGACCGCAGCGCACGCCGUGCCUGGNNNNGUCCAGAACAACCAGACAAACUCCCCCACCACACCAAACUCUGGUACGUCCCCGGCCCGCGCGUUAAGGCGUCCCGAAGGGCAGUCUGUAGAGGACACCCUCGAUGGUGCCCGA
Pterocles gutturalis (yellow-throated sandgrouse) is the source of this 564-nucleotide messenger RNA. Its product is annotated as pre-B-cell leukemia transcription factor 3-like. NCBI's taxonomy places the organism in Eukaryota, Metazoa, Chordata, Aves, Pterocliformes, Pteroclidae. The annotation marks the transcript as partial. The record is from RefSeq and is a predicted model, not a curated record. Gene Ontology annotation, molecular function: DNA-binding transcription factor activity, RNA polymerase II-specific; RNA polymerase II cis-regulatory region sequence-specific DNA binding. Gene Ontology annotation, cellular component: nucleus. The transcript is spliced from 4 exons. Gene Ontology annotation, biological process: brain development; regulation of transcription by RNA polymerase II; neuron development.